Panicum virgatum (switchgrass) is the source of this 1122-nucleotide messenger RNA. RefSeq lists its product as uncharacterized. The record is from RefSeq and is a predicted model, not a curated record. Bases 1 to 1122 code for a protein of 373 amino acids. NCBI's taxonomy places the organism in Eukaryota, Viridiplantae, Streptophyta, Magnoliopsida, Poales, Poaceae. The transcript has 4 exons.
AUGGCGGCUGCCAUCAUUGUGAACUUUCACCAGCAGAGGGUGAUUCCUCUCACGGAGAGGAGCCUACCGAUCUUCGGCCUCACCCCCGGGGUCCCGGCCUCGGGCUCGAGGAUGUCGAUGGUGCUGCUCCCCCGAGGCAUCGCAAAUGAUCUCUGGGAGAUUAAGAUGCGCCCCAAGCCGGGGUACCUUUCAGUGGGGGCGGUGAAGAAGUGGAAAGAGGCAGAGGAGGCGGCUGCCGACAGGAAGAGGAAGAGGAAAGAAAAGCACGACAAGGCAUGCAAAAUUGCUCACGCGGAGGCGAAGCUGCGGCCUGCUACACCCGAGUCCACGCAUGAGGAGGAGGACACCUCGGAUGCCGAGGUCAACCUCCCAGGUGAUGACGAGGCGGCGACAGGCGAGGAUUCUCCGCCGGUCUAUCAAGGGGCUGGCGACGAGGACGCGUCAGUGAUGCUGCGUGAGGCGAGGCCCACACCGGGGUUGUUGAUGGACCCGCCCCUCGCGGGGGUGGAGCGGAGGUCGCCCACGCCGGCGGCGGCCGGAAGAUCGUCUACGCCCAUGACAGAGCGGAGGUCGCCCCUGCCGGCGACGGGUGAGGGGACGCCCGCGCAGACGGCCUCGAGGCUCCAAGCCGAUCCGAGGAUGACACCCUUGGAUCAGUCGUCGAGGGGCGUCAAUGUGCCGCGGGCCCGAAGGAGUGGCACGGUCAAACGCACCUUUUCUUCCCUGAUUUCCCGCUCCGGGGCCGUCACCAAGGAUGCAGCCUCGCUCGCGCCGGCCAAAGCCCUCAAGACCGUGGCACGCGCCACGCCGCACACGGCGCCGCAGCCCCCGCUCGUCGUAGAUAUUGUGGCGACGGCCGCGAAGCUGCGGGAGGCGAUGCCUCGAGGGGCCCAAGCGGCCCAACAGGCUCGAGCGCCGGGGAAUGGGGGCAAUGCCAGCCAGAGUGGCGUUGAAGCAGCCACUCAGGCUGACGCCAUGGGGGAGGCCGGCCGGGGUGGCGCAGAUGACGCUACCCGGCCGGACGUCGAAGUCAAGGUCGGUCGGAGUGACGCGGAUAGCGUCGCUCAGCCGGUCGCAGAAGAAGGAGCUGGUGGGGACGCGCAGGAGCACCCCUCUAGCUAA